Thrips palmi is the source of this 2826-nucleotide messenger RNA. RefSeq lists its product as uncharacterized. Gene Ontology annotation, biological process: telomere maintenance via telomere lengthening; regulation of DNA-templated transcription. NCBI's taxonomy places the organism in Eukaryota, Metazoa, Arthropoda, Insecta, Thysanoptera, Thripidae. Gene Ontology annotation, molecular function: telomeric repeat DNA binding. The coding region runs from base 36 to 2570 and encodes 844 amino acids. Gene Ontology annotation, cellular component: shelterin complex. The record is from RefSeq and is a predicted model, not a curated record. The transcript has 10 exons.
CUGUCGCCCUGUUAUAUCUCUGUCGCCCUGUUACGAUGGCGCAAUCUUAUGCAUUCAGCAAAGAAUUAUUUCUUGCUCAAGAUGGUACCCCAAUGCAGUUCCAUUUGUCGCGAUGUCGCGACAAGGAGGAGUUGGAGGAUUACAUUAAGUACGGCGGAGGAUCCGUGGUGGAGCGUCCAGGACCAUAUACAGUCAUUAUUGAAGAUGCUCCACAAGACCCUCAAACUGUAUUUCAUGAUUCGUUCCAAUCUGAGUUUAUUAUUCAGUGCUGUUGUCAGAACAAAAUUUUAUCGCUCAAACAAUUCAGGUCGAAUUCUGUCAGCUUGUUUGUAGAUGACUUUGAUCCAAAUGAUGUUCUCCUUCACAAAAUUAGAUGGAUGGAUGGAAGGAGAAAAUACAAAUCAGCGGCAGAGGACUCUGAGUCCGAUGAAAGCAUUGCUGAGGACGAUGUAGAGUCCGAUACCCGUUCUAAAAAGAGCAGUAGAAACUCCAGGGCUGAGUUCACCAGGGAGGAGCGACAGAGAAUGGUUCAAUUCAUUAGGCAGCAGAAAGCUUAUACCGAAUUGAAAGGAACUGCUUUGUGGAAGAGAAUGGAGCCGACAUUCGAAAAUCAUUCCUGGCAAAGUCUUAAAGAGCACUUUUUAAAGAAAGUAAUGCCUCUCAUUCAUAGCUUCAAAUUAUCUGAGGAUGAACUUCGUGCUUUUCGGUAUGGUGCUAAAAGUGGACAAAAUUCAAAGAAACGUGUUAACAAAAAAAUCAGUAGUUCAGCUUACUCCUCUAAAGAGGACAAAAGCAUUUUGAAGUAUGUUUCUACUCAUGCUACUAAAAGUACUCCCCUAUCGGGUAACCAAUUCUGGAUGACAAUGCAAAAGAAAUCUCCUAUUCCUGGUCGCACAUGGCAAUCAGUAAGGGAAAGGUUCACAAAAUAUCUAAAAGAUAAGAAACUAUCUGACUACAAAAGCGAUGAAACUGCUUCAGAUUUCGAUACAAAUGAGAAUGAGAUUGUGCCCUCACGCCCUGAAGAAGCGUCUACAAGUGCUUGUCGCAAGAGAGACUCUUCAGCACUUGGGAACGUCUCUUCAAGUGCUUGGUUGACGAAGGAUGUCUCUUCAACGCCUGGGACAGCCUCUAUUAGUGUUUGCAAGAUCAAGAGUGUCCCUCUCAUUCCUGAGAAGGUUUCUAGUGCUGGCAAGAUGAACAAUGUCCCUUCAACUCCUGAGGAAGCUUCCUCUAGCACCAACAAUAUGAAGAGCGCACCUUCAACUCCAAGGGAGCCCUCACCCUCAAGUGCUCGUAAGGAGAACCGUCAAAAUGAUGCGGAGGGGUCACCAAUUCCAUGUAAAAAGCAAAAACGUAGAUUGUUUCAUGCUGCAACCGCUAUCAUUCCUGAAUUUUCUCCACUGACCGUAAAGGCAACAGGACCAAGUUGGUUAGAAAAGAAAUUCAACAACACUAAAAAUAAGAAGUUUGAAAAGCUAGUUGCAAUGAUCUCCGAGAAACAAGAUGAAUUAAAAGAUGCACCUGAGCAUCUGCCAGAUAAUGAUGACACACAAAAAGAUGAAGAUGUCCCAAAUAGGAGUGGGGGUGAUCUCGUUGCCUCACCCUCCAAAAACCAAGAGGCCACAUUCUCCAGAGAACAAAAUGAACAGUCAGAAAUAUGUGGAAGUGACCUGAUUCCUAUUCCAGCCAAUGGUGAUGUUGACUUGCAAAAAGACGAAGAUGUGCAGAAUUUAGGCAGGGUUGAUCAUUUUGCUUUUCCCUCCAUGAAUCAUCAGGCUGAAUCCUCCAGAAAAGAAGGGGAAAAGUUACUUGUUGAACACAGGUCAUCAGAUGGUGAUCAAGGGACAGAAUCUGAAUGGCCAAGUAAUUUCCCCCCUGAAAUAGUUGUGUUUAUUUCAGACUCUGAAAAUGAUCCUACUGAUGAGGGUUUUGAGGGAGAUGGUGAAGAUGAAAAUAAGGACGUUGAGUCAGAUUCAGAAUGGAGUGAUGAUGGACUAUUUUGGAGAGGAGGAGUUGUAUUUCCUGAUGGAGUGAGGAAGAAAAGAGACCCAAUAGCUCAUCCCAAUCUUGUGCGCCUGGCAGACCUCAAUACCCAUAAUGAAACUGAAGAGCAUAGCAAAGCUAACAAUAGGAACCAAUCUGAAGUGGAAAAGCAGGACUGUCCUCGGUCAAAGUGUAACCCUCCUAAGAACACUUCCAUGGCUGCUCCCAAAACCAUUCCACAUCAGUCCAAAAAUGAAAAAGGCAGAAAUGUUACCUAUGACUUUGUAAACCUAUCUAAUUCGUAUGAUGUAUUUCAAAUGUCAGUUAAUAGUUGCAAUCAAACUGCUCAACACGUACAUCAGGCUAGUGACUCUCAGUCAGUGGUCACACCAAGUCAUGAGCAGAGUCAACAAUUCAAAAAUUCACUCACCAAAGAAUCAAAUAGUCCAAGCCAGAAUUGUGAGAAGCCAAUUAAUGACAAAUUUAUGAGUGUUGGAGUGCAAUUUGCAUCAGGUAACAAAAGGCAUGUUUCUGUGCAAACAGAUCCAGUUUUAAUACUACCGAAGAAUUGGAUGGACAUGUUAUGAUAAAGUGGCUUCUGUCAUCAAGCACUUAUGAUUUACCACUUGAAUUUCUGGAACCUUCCACAGUGCCUGUAGGUUGCCCGUCUCCUGUCCCUGCUAAUGGUUAAUGGUUUUUCCUGUUCAGUGCCAUGAAUAUAUGUGUGAUUUUGAUCUGUCAUGACUCUUCAAGGUCAUUGUACAUUAUCUUUGCACAAUUAUAAUCACAAUGUUUUACCCUCCUUUUAUUGUAUAUUAUUAAAUUUGCUUUAUAAUGAAAAAA